Messenger RNA from Echinops telfairi (small Madagascar hedgehog), 4260 nucleotides. RefSeq names its product protein kinase D3 (gene PRKD3). Gene Ontology annotation, biological process: protein phosphorylation. The record is from RefSeq and is a predicted model, not a curated record. Lineage: Eukaryota; Metazoa; Chordata; Mammalia; Afrosoricida; Tenrecidae. The transcript has 18 exons. Bases 621 to 3296 code for a protein of 891 amino acids. Gene Ontology annotation, molecular function: protein serine/threonine kinase activity; ATP binding.
CAACUCCUGCUCUCAUUGGAUCCUUUUCAUCAAAUGACUGUUUAAAAUCUUUGGACUUCAUUAUAGAACAAUUUAUAUCCCAAAGUGAAAAUGAGUGCAUUAAUCGGGAAAGUGAUUUAAGUCAUGCAAAUUUAUGAAAGUGUCUCAUCAUAUCUGUGAGCUAAAGGAUAAAAACUGAAUAGACUAAUUCUAUUCUGCUUCUUUUUAAAAUCAAAAGAAUUCCAUCUUGAAAGAAAAAUAACUUUUACUCAAUAUGUAUUUUAUGAAAAUAAAGGAGAGAGACAAGAACAGAAUUAAAGGGAAAUAGAAGAUGCAUAAUAAAUAAGCAGUCAACUCUUCUGAAGAGGAUAACUCAAUAAUGUUAAAUGCUGUGCAAAACCCUGGUUGUGGUCCUAACGACAAGAUUCUUUUUUGAUGGGACCAGUGCUAAGGGACUUACUUACCAUACUGUGUACCCAAUUCAUUGUUAUAGAACUUGUAGCCAUUGGCAUGAAUGACUUAAAAAAGGAGCUUUUAACUAUUAGUAAAGGUGCAGUCACUUUUUUUAUCACUGUGAUUUUAAAAGCUUCAUAAGUUUUUUUUAAAAUUGAUAGCUAUUUUAUAAAAUUAAAGAAAGGCAGAUGUCCGCAAACAGUUCUCCUCCAUCAGCCCAGAAGUCUGUAUUACCUGCAACUCUUCCUGCUGUGCUUCCAAGUCCUUCUCCAUGUUCAAGUCCUAAGACUGGGCUCUCUGCCCGACUGUCCAAUGGAACCUUCAGUGUGCAGUCGUCACUCACCAACUCCAGGGGCUCAGUGCACACAAUUUCAUUCCUACUGCAAAUUGGCCUUACACGGGAGAGUGUUACCAUUGAAGCCCAAGAACUGUCUUUAUCAGCUGUCAAGGAUCUUGUGUGCUCCAUUGUUUAUCAAAAGUUUCCAGAGUGUGGAUUUUUUGGCAUGUAUGAUAAAAUUCUCCUCUUUCGCCAUGACAUGAACUCAGAAAAUAUUUUGCAGCUGAUUACCUCAGCCGAAGAAAUACAUGAAGGAGACCUAGUAGAAGUUGUUCUUUCAGCUUUGGCUACAUUAGAAGACUUCCAGAUUCGUCCACAUACUCUCUACGUACAUUCUUAUAAAGCUCCUACUUUUUGUGAUUAUUGUGGUGAGAUGCUGUGGGGAUUGGUACGUCAGGGACUGAAAUGUGAAGGCUGUGGAUUAAAUUAUCAUAAACGAUGUGCCUUCAAGAUUCCAAAUAACUGUAGUGGAGUAAGAAAGAGACGCCUGUCAAAUGUAUCUCUGCCAGGACCCGGCCUGUCAGUCCCAAGACCUCUACAGACUGAAUGUGUAAUCCCUUCCAAUGAAGAGUUACAUAUUCACCAAGAACCAAGUAAGAGAAUUCCUUCUUGGAGUGGUCGCCCAAUCUGGAUGGAAAAGAUGGUGAUGUGCAGAGUGAAAGUCCCACACACGUUUGCUGUCCACUCUUAUACCCGCCCCACAAUAUGUCAGUACUGCAAGCGGUUACUCAAAGGCCUCUUUCGACAAGGAAUGCAGUGUAAAGAUUGCAAAUUUAACUGCCAUAAACGUUGUGCAUCUAAAGUACCCAGAGACUGCCUUGGAGAGGUCACUUUCAAUGGAGAACCUUCUAGUCUGGGAACUGAAUCAGAUAUACCAAUGGACAUUGACAGCAGUGACAUAAAUAGUGAUGGCAGUAGGGGCCUGGAUGACACGGAAGAACCUUCUCCUCCAGAAGACAAAAUGUUCUUCCUGGAUCCAUCUGAUCUUGAUGUGGAAAGAGAUGAAGAAACUGUUAAAACAAUCAGUCCAUCAACAAGCAAUAAUAUUCCACUAAUGAGAGUUGUACAGUCUAUCAAGCACACAAAAAGGAAGAGCAGCACAAUGGUGAAGGAAGGCUGGAUGGUGCAUUACACCAGCAGGGACAACCUGAGAAAGAGGCAUUACUGGAGACUUGACAGCAAGUGUCUAACGCUGUUUCAAAAUGAAUCUGGGUCAAAGUAUUAUAAGGAAAUCCCACUUUCUGAGAUUCUCCGUGUAUCUUUGCCAUGUGAUUUCACAAACAUUUUACAAGGCAGCAACCUGCACUGUUUUGAGAUCAUCACUGAUACCAUGGUAUACUUUGUGGGUGAGAACAAUGGGGACUGCUCUCACAAUCCGGUUCUUGCUGCCACUGGAGUUGGACUUGAUGUAGCACAGAGCUGGGAAAAGGCAAUCCGUCAAGCUCUCAUGCCUGUCACCCCUCAAGCAAGUGUUUGUACUUCUCCUGGGCAAGGGAAAGAUCACAAAGAUUUGUCUACCAGUAUCUCUGUAGCUAAUUGUCAGAUACAAGAGAACGUGGACAUCAGUUCCGUUUACCAGAUCUUUGCAGAUGAGGUGCUUGGUUCAGGCCAGUUUGGCAUUGUUUAUGGAGGAAAACAUAGAAAGACUGGAAGGGAUGUGGCUAUUAAAGUUAUCGAUAAGAUGAGAUUCCCCACAAAACAGGAAAGUCAGCUCCGUAAUGAAGUGGCUAUUUUACAGAAUUUGCACCAUCCUGGAAUUGUAAACCUGGAAUGUAUGUUUGAAACCCCAGAACGAGUCUUUGUGGUCAUGGAAAAGCUGCAUGGAGACAUGUUAGAGAUGAUCCUGUCCAGUGAGAAAAGUCGGCUUCCGGAGCGGAUUACUAAGUUCAUGGUCACACAGAUACUUGUUGCCCUGAGGAAUCUGCAUUUUAAGAAUAUUGUGCACUGUGAUCUAAAGCCUGAAAAUGUGCUGCUUGCCUCAGCAGAGCCGUUUCCUCAGGUGAAGCUGUGUGACUUCGGUUUUGCCCGAAUCAUUGGUGAGAAGUCCUUCAGGAGGUCUGUGGUAGGAACUCCAGCGUACCUGGCGCCUGAAGUUCUCAGGAGCAAAGGCUACAACCGCUCUCUGGAUAUGUGGUCAGUGGGUGUCAUAGUCUACGUGAGCCUCAGUGGCACAUUUCCUUUCAACGAAGACGAAGACAUAAAUGACCAAAUCCAGAAUGCUGCCUUUAUGUACCCCCCAAAUCCAUGGAGAGAAAUUUCUAGUGAAGCGAUUGAUCUGAUAAACAACCUACUUCAGGUGAAGAUGAGAAAACGCUAUAGUGUUGACAAAUCUCUUAGUCAUCCCUGGCUCCAGGACUAUCAGACUUGGCUUGAUCUUCGAGAGUUUGAAACUCGCAUUGGAGAACGUUAUAUUACACAUGAAAGCGAUGACGCCCGCUGGGAAAUACACGCAUACACGCACAACCUCAUCUACCCAAAGCACUUCAUUAUGGCUCCCAACCCAGAUGAUAUGGAAGAAGAUCCUUAGAUAGCAGAAGAGCUGACAGCUGUCGGGAUGGAUUUCAUUUUAUGAACUGACACUCGGCUGAACCAUUCUUGUUCUUUGUAGGUUGUCGUCUGCAAGCGUGCAAAGACCCAGAGAAACAUACGGAGCCGGUGACACCUGUACUGUGGUUCUUACCGAGCAGGUACAGGAAGGUGAUCUGAGUAAUGAGACCCAUAAUGGAAUGGAAGUAAAACCGGUCAUAGCAUUUGUAAUAGAAGCAGUCACUUUUUAAAAAAUCCUUCACUUAAUACAGUAGUGGCACUUAAUUUAUCUUCCCUCUCCUGUUACUACAUUAUUUUAUGGAAAAAACAAAAGCAAGAUGGGAUCCAGUUAUUAUAUGCAAGAGAUGCAAGAUUAGUUACUGGGAGGUUUGCACUGAAAGUCUACCAGUGUUACUCAGGCUUCAAGCAUUUAUGAAAAUGCUCACAGAACAUUGUGUUUCUUAGGGUCUAGGAAAGGCGGUGGGGGCGGGCUGGGCUGUUUUACCUCCCCCUGCUACUCAGCCCCACAGACCAGUCAAGAUGCUCAAACAGUGGUCCAUAACACCCUUUGCUCAGCAAGUGCAGAUCCAGACUCACACAGUCUACUUUACACAUGAGAAAUCAGGCCAGUGCAGGGUCAGGUAAGGCUACAGGAAAGAAGAACAGAUGUCACCUCUUAGGCUUCACUUCACCUAUGGGAGACUUGACAGAUACCUGGAAACUGGGGGCAGGAGCAGGAAAAUGUGUAAGGAAGGAGCUAUGUUAAAGCAGAGGAAAGGAAAGAAUGAAAUCUGUUUUUAACAUUGCAACUCCAGAAGCCAGCAAAAGAAAUUUUUUUCUGACUCUGAAAAUACUCAGUUUUUGAGGCAAGACUUUUUAAUAACUCUUUACAAUGGUUACUAAAUUUAAAAAAUAAAUCAAAUUCACUGCUAUCAAGUCAGUUUUGACUCAUAGCAACCUUUGAG